Molecule: messenger RNA, 994 nt
Organism: Cajanus cajan (pigeon pea)
Lineage: Eukaryota; Viridiplantae; Streptophyta; Magnoliopsida; Fabales; Fabaceae
Product: protein SMALL AUXIN UP-REGULATED RNA 54
Biological process (GO): response to auxin
Source: RefSeq, a predicted model, not a curated record
UUGCUAAUAGGAACCUGCAACUUUGAAGACAAAAACAACAAAGGAAAGAAUAGGGGCUAUGGUCAACCAUAUGUUACACAGUAAGACAAGGCAAGUUCUAGGCCCUUAACAUAAAGUUAGGGAGAGUUACCACGCUUUUGUCCAUUUGAAGGAAGAAAAUGACCCAUCAAAUAUCAGCAUUGAAUGUUAUGUAUAAUUAUUAUCCACUUGGCUUCAAGUGUGUGUGUGUGUUUCAAUAUAAAUGAACUAAUUCUAAUGUAGAGACCACCAUAUCAAAGUCUUCCACUCCAAGAAGAAUUAAGAGUAGAGGAAGUUAAUUUGAAGAUGCUUAAGUCUUGUGUUCAGAACUUGCAAAAGAGUUUCUCACUCUUUGUUCACUUCAACAAGGAUCAAGUGGAAGAAGCAACUUUGGUGCCAGACGAUGUUAUGGAGGGACAUUUUGUUGUUCUUGCCAUGAAGGGUGAAGAAACCAGAAGGUUUGUUGUUAAGUUAGACUAUUUGACUGAUCCUAUGUUCAUGGAUUUACUGAACCAAGCUCGAGAGGAGUAUGGUUUCAGGCAAAAAGGAGCACUUGCUGUCCCUUGCAGGCCCCAAGAAUUACAAAACAUUCUAGAUGUUCCAAGAGCCAAAGCUCCAAGGUUAUUUGUGGAUGCGAGCAAUAUGUUUUACAUUCCAAACGUGUCAAGGUCUCUCAGCAGAAGUCAUAUUCUUGAUGGCAUUGUGAGCUUCAUAAACAUCAGACUUCAUAUUAAAGGGAUCCUCUGUUUGUUGAAACGACAAUAAACAAAGCAAAGGCAGAACAUCCCUUGCAAGAACGAUUUCUAAGAUAUAUUAUAAGAUGGUACAAUCAUGAAGAAUAAAAUGAAAGAGUACGUGUAUGCAAUGGUUGUACAAUGAACUAAACUCCCUUGUUCAAUAUGCAUCUAUGCAUUUGCAACUUAAUUCCUAAAUUUAAUACACUGAAAUUAAAACUGUAUAAUGCAUCUCUUAUGGG